Messenger RNA from Gavialis gangeticus (Gharial), 2667 nucleotides. It is a transcript of the gene TFCP2L1, whose product is annotated as transcription factor CP2 like 1. Gene Ontology annotation, molecular function: RNA polymerase II cis-regulatory region sequence-specific DNA binding; DNA-binding transcription activator activity, RNA polymerase II-specific. The transcript is spliced from 15 exons. Gene Ontology annotation, biological process: regulation of transcription by RNA polymerase II. Lineage: Eukaryota; Metazoa; Chordata; Crocodylia; Gavialidae. Bases 15 to 1436 code for a protein of 473 amino acids. The record is from RefSeq and is a predicted model, not a curated record. Gene Ontology annotation, cellular component: nucleus.
GCGGGCGCGGCAAGAUGCUGUUCUGGCACACGCAGCCCGAGCACUACAACCAGCACCCGAGCGGCGGCUACCUGCGCGAUGUCUUGGCGCUGCCGAUCUUCAAGCAGGAGGAACCUCAGUUGUCUCCUGAGAAUGAAACCAAACUGCCUCCAUUUCAGUAUGUUCUUUGUACAGCUACAUCCCCUGCCGUGAAGCUGCACGAAGAAACCUUGACCUACCUCAAUCAAGGUCAGUCUUAUGAAAUCCGUCUACUUGAGAAUAGGAAAGUGGGAGAGUUUCAAGAUUUAAACACAAAAUAUGUAAAGAGCAUCAUUCGUGUAGUUUUCCACGACCGGCGCCUGCAGUACACGGAGCACCAGCAGCUGGAAGGAUGGCGAUGGAGUCGUCCAGGGGACCGCAUCCUUGACAUAGAUAUCCCCCUGUCAGUUGGCAUCUUGGAUCCCAGAGCCAGUCCAACCCAGCUGAACACUGUUGAAUUUCUGUGGGAUCCAUCAAAGAGAGCGUCAGCAUUCAUUCAGGUACAUUGUAUCAGCACAGAAUUCACGCCACGGAAACAUGGCGGGGAGAAAGGAGUGCCCUUCCGGGUACAAAUUGACACCUUUAAACAGAACGAGAAUGGCGAAUAUACAGAGCACUUGCAUUCGGCAAGCUGUCAGAUCAAAGUGUUCAAGCCUAAAGGGGCUGACAGGAAACAGAAGACUGACAGAGAGAAAAUGGAGAAGAAGACCGCACAGGAGAAGGAGAAAUAUCAGCCUUCUUAUGAAACGACCAUUCUCACGGAGUGCUCUCCAUGGCCAGACGUGCCUUAUCAAAUGAACAAUGCUCCAUCUCCGAGUUACAACAGUUCUCCAAACAGCUUCAGCCUUGGAGAUGGCAACAGUUCUCCAACCCACCAAGUGGAGUUCCUGCCUCCCAGCAAUGAUCAUCUCCUUCCCUCUGCUUCUAUUCAAGAUGCCCAGCAGUGGCUUCAUCGUAAUAGGUUCUCUCCAUUCUGUAGACUCUUCUCCAGCUUUUCGGGUGCUGACUUACUAAAGAUGUCCAAAGAAGACUUUGUUCAGAUCUGUGGCCCUGCUGAUGGAAUUCGGCUUUUUAAUGCAAUCAAAGGAAGGAAUGUAAGGCCUAAGAUGACAAUUUAUGUCUGUCAGGAACCGGAGCAGAACAGGUCUCAUCACAAACGGGAGAAUGGGGACAGUAAUCUGUGCGUGUAUCAUGCAAUCUUCUUAGAAGAGUUGACAACCCUGGAGUUAAUGGAGAAGAUUGCAAACCUGUACAGCAUUUCUACACAGCAGAUCAACCGGAUCUAUCGGCAGGGACCAACAGGGAUCCAUGUGUUAGUGAGCAAUGAGAUGGUACAAAACUUCCAAGAUGAAUCUUGUUUUGUUAUUACCACGUUGAAAGCUGAAAGCAACGAUGGCUACCACAUCAUUUUAAAAUGACCACUUGGCCUAGUGGGACUUUUCACAGCCUAAUAACGACAGUGCCUCACUGAGGAUUACUACCACCCAGACUGGAAACAUGAAGAACCUUUUGGAUAUAGUGCUCCCGUGAACUGAAACGAUACCAGAUGACCUUGAGGAAGAACUAACUUUAUAGCCCAAUAGUUUUCGUAGGCUGGAGAUGAGUGUCUCCCAGAGUCUGUACAUACUAUUUUUUCCCACUACCCUACCCUUCAGACCCUAGAGUUAUUGAGGUCUCUGUUAAUUGCACAGAAACACCUAUCAUAUUCUAAAGGGAAAUGCAAAACAAUUGUCCUGCCCCUUCAUGGUUGGGUAUGGGUAGAUUGAUCUGUUAUAGUUUCUGAUGCCAUAUGAAACCAUCUGUGACACAACCAUAACCUUGCUGGGCCAUAUCUGUCAUUCGCCGGGCUCUUCACAAGGUAGUGGUGACUACUACUGCUUUCUUUUACUAGAAGAGGUGACGGUGCUGAUGCCCCUCUUUGCAUACUAACCUAGUGCUUGGAGUACUUCUCCAGGAUGUUGGAGACCUGAGGUUUAAUUCCCUUCUUGGCCUUGGAGGUUUGUACUCCUAUCUCUCACCUCCUAGGAGGGUGCCUUAGUCACCUUGGUGCAGAGUUGGGGUACAUCCAUCUUUUUUACCCUUCUGUUGAAACUGUUUCGCGGUCCAGGAAAGUACCCAAAACUCACUGGGCUAGACAGCAUGCAUGACUGGUGAGAUAUUGGUGACUGGGAUACUUGGUGGAGGAGGAGAUGGAGUUCAGGUCCCUGUUACCAAGGUUGCUCGUCUUGCACUCAACGGACUUGGGGUUAAAUCCACUCCCCUGAGCAGGGAGAGAUGUAGGUCCUAAUAUCUCAGGCAGAGAAUGGAGUUGGACAAGGGUUGGUCACUAUGAAGUUAUUAUGCAAGAGGGAGCAUUGGCACGACUGCCAUCACCUCCUCAGCCUUUUGCAAGGAAGGGAGCAAGCACCUGCUGUCAGGGACAGACUCCAGGUUGUGGAUCCGCAGUGGACAGAGAUGACCAGCAUCAGCACUAAAGCACUGGGGAGAGGGAAUCUGGUUUUAAGACCAACUCAUGUCUUUAGCCUUUCCUGUUGGCUUGCACACGGUAGCCGGACACUGUACUGGGCUGACACUAGGUGCCAACCAGUCGGUCGCGGCUGUUUGUGAUUCAUGUUGCAUUUCUCCUCCACCUUUCCCAUCCAGAAAAAA